Messenger RNA from Dicrocoelium dendriticum, 1668 nucleotides. NCBI's taxonomy places the organism in Eukaryota, Metazoa, Platyhelminthes, Trematoda, Plagiorchiida, Dicrocoeliidae. The record is from the annotation of a GenBank genome assembly.
AUGACCAUUUCCGGACAGUCAUGCUGCGGCCUAACUCGACGCCCGUUGAAGGCUUGGAUCUCUGCUCGUUCUCUGGAGCUGUUCGAACGCCGCAAAGAUAUCCCCGCGGAAUCAGAUUGCAACGAGCGGCGACGUUCUGCCAACCGGCUGCUCAAGCAAAGCCUACGCAAAGAUCGCGAGACAUGGUGGUCUGAGCGUGCUUUAGAGAUGGAGACCGCUGCCCUCUCUGGCAACACUUACAGGCUUUUCCAACUCAUUCGGUCUACUCGCCUCAGGAAACCUGUUGUCAGUGAGGUCAUUUGUGAGGUGGAUGAGUCUCUGAUCACCAACCAACAGAGGCGUAUGGACCGCUGGGCCGAGCACUUUCAUUCGCAGUUCAACUGGCCUCCACCAUCCAUCAAUACAUGCAGUACACGUUGUUGUCCACCCUGGCUCGUCCCUCUAAAUUCACCCAGCGAAGCGGAAGUCGGCCUUGAGAUUCGACGCUUGAAGUGCUUCAAGGUUGCCGGCUUAGACGGACUUCCUUCGGAACUAUUCAAGUACGGCGGUGUGGCGAUCAUUAACCAGCUGACCUCGCUGUUCGCAAAAAUUUGGCAUGAAGAGAAAGUGCCUUCCUCUUGGGGCGAAUCAGUUAUUGUCCCGAUUUUCAAGAAAGGCGCUCGCACUUCAUGUGUAAAUCAUCGCGGCAUUAGUCUUAUUUCGGUUGCCUCUAAGCUAUUGGCAUCCAUUCUGCUUCGCAAACUAUCCCCAGUACGUGAAUCAUACUACCGUGAAGAACAAGCUGGUUCCCGUCCUAGCCGCGGAGGCAUGGAUCAAAUCUUCACGCUCCGCCAGCUCCUCGAACAUCUCCACAUUUAUCACAGGCCCACUAUCGUUGCAUUCCUAGACGUACGUGCCGCUUUUGACUACGUUGAUCGACCUGCUUUAUGGCGUUUGUUUCUAAAGAACGGGGUGCCAGAGAAAUAUACCGCCAUCUUACGAGCACUUUACCUUCAUACAUCCGGCAGAGUGAGGGUCUAUGGCAAGCUUUCCUCGCAAUUCGCUGUCAAUAGCGGUGUGCGACAGGGCUGCCCUAUGUCCCCAUUCCUCUUCAACUUCGCAAUCGAAGACGUUCUGUCGAAUGCUCUAGAAGGUUUCCAACAUUUUGGCCUAGAGCUUCUACCGGGUGAGCGCGCGACCGACUUAGAUUAUGCUGAUGAUAUCGCCUUACUUGGUGACGAUCCUGAGAGUAUGCAACUCAUUCUGGAUCGUUUGGCGGUUGAAGCAUCUAAGUAUGGCAUGAGCUUCGCCCCAUCGAAGUGUAAGGUACUGCCCAAGGAUUGGCUUUCACCUGCUCCCGUGCUCACUCUCGAAGGUGCACAACUUGAACAGGUAGAUAGUUUCGUCUACCUCGGGAGCUGUGUUUCUGCUGACGGCACUAUCAACAAAGAAGUUGCUCUUCGUAUCGCUAAAGCUCGAUCAGCAUUUGUCAAGCUGAGGCACUUGUGGCGUCGUCGCGACGUCUCAUUCUCACUAAAGGGCCGCGUUUACAGCGCAUCAGUACGCUCAGUAUUGUUGUAUGGGGGCGAGUCCUGGCCGAUUCGCGUGGAAGACAUGCGUCGUUUUUCUGCCUUCGAUAACGGUUGCUUAAGGAGGAUCGCUCGGUGUUUGUUGGCAACAUCGAGUUAA